Molecule: messenger RNA, 417 nt
Organism: Fraxinus pennsylvanica
Lineage: Eukaryota; Viridiplantae; Streptophyta; Magnoliopsida; Lamiales; Oleaceae
Source: the annotation of a GenBank genome assembly
AUGGUAUUUAGUACGUUCACACGUGCACUCACACAGAGUUGGAAACUUCAUCUCACUCUUUUGGUAAUCUGGAAAAAAGCAAGUUCACCAACUGAUUUACCUCAGACGACAUUGAAUUCGGAAAACGAGAAUUUCUAUAGCUUUAAUUUCUUUGACAAGGAGUUCCAGGUGGAGUUGGCCUUGGCAAUCAGCGUUUCGGAUCAGGGUCGAAAGGAAAGUGACCCGGAAACCACUCAGAUAAACGCCGCCAAACAGAUUAGCCUCAGGGGCUCACCCUCGCAAAGCCUCUCUGAAUUUUUGUCUCAACGAUAUUGGAGCAAUAGUGUUGUAAAUUAUGACGAGAAAGUAAUUGAUGGCUUCUAUUUCUGGAAUAAAUUCAAAUUUGGUGCUCCAAGAACAAAUGCCGUCAAUGUUUGA